UAUCGGCAAACUCACGCUCGUGCGACGCAGAUAUAACCGAUCAGCAAGUACGCGCUCGGUUAUAUCGUCCGAGAUACGGAGGCAGGAACUUAUUUGAUUUUUCACUGACGUCGAUCACGCGCGCACUUUUACGAAAUCAACGGAUCCCAUUCGCCUUGCCGUGAUCGACGAGUAUUAAACCUGCGUGUUGGACUGAAUACUUACAACGGAACAUGAUCGUCGCGGUUCUAAUAAUCUUCCUUGUAAACGGCCUGAACAAUGCGGCCUCGAUCGCACACGUCGACUGCACCACCUACCCUGGACCGGCGGAUCUUUGUGACAGCCAAGUUUACUGUGAAGGACCUCUAUUACGUACGGUGCAGCUCGCUGGAAUUUUUAAUGACAGCAAAACCUUUGUGGAUCUUUAUCAGUUACACGAUCCAAAUGUGACCGUCGAAAACUUCAACAUUUUCAUGAAGGCUACCAGCAACUCUCCUAAUCGCACCGAGGUAGCUACGUUCGUCGCGGAAAACUUUGCUAUGCGGGAAGAACUGGAUAAUUCGACAUUGCCGGAUUGGAAGGAAAAUCCUGGUAUUUUAAAGUCCAUCAAGAAUCUUCAGUAUCGCAAAUGGGCAAAACGUUUGAACUACAUUUGGAAGACUCUGGCAAGAAAGAUAACUAAUGAUUUAGUGAUCAAUCCGCAGCGGCACAGUUUGAUCUACGUAAAUAACACUUUUGUCAUUCCCGGUGGACGAUUUAAAGAGUUUUAUUACUGGGAUAGCUACUGGAUAAUCGAGGGACUUUUGUUAUGCGACAUGCAUGUAACCGUUAAAGGAAUGAUCGAGAAUUUCCUCUCUAUAGUAGAGAGAUACGGUUUCGUACCGAAUGGUGGCAGAGUUUAUUACUUAUCGCGAAGUCAACCGCCGUUGUUAAUACCAAUGGUCGCAAAGUAUUAUGACCACACGAAAGAUCGCAAAUUUCUAAAGAAAAAUAUAGCAAUCCUUGAAAAGGAGUUUGAAUAUUGGCAAAAUAAGACAGUAGAUGUAAGAAAGAAUGGUAAAAUCUAUAAGAUGGCGCAUUAUGUAGUAAACAGCCGCGGACCUCGACCAGAAAGCUACAAGGAGGAUUAUCAGUUGGUGCAGCAAGUAUUGGAGCAGGAACGUGGAUCAAUUUACAACAACUUGAAAGCCGCAGCGGAGAGUGGCUGGGACUUCUCCUAUAGAUGGUGCAUACGGACUAACAAGAACGCCAAUCUUAGUCUCGUUAACGUCUCCACAAGUGACAUCAUACCCGUCGAUUUGAAUGCGAUAUUACAGCGGAACGCCAGGAUGCUCGCCCAUUUUCACGUUAUCCUGGGCAACGUGAAGAAAAAUUGGCAUUACGCCCAGAUUGCCUUGGAAUAUCAAGCUGCCAUUGACAACGUACUGUGGAAUGAGGAUGAGAAAAUUUGGCUCGAUUACGACAUGAAAAAUAAGCAGUCCAGGAAUAUAUUCUAUACUUCGAAUCUGUCGCCUCUGUACACCAUGAGUUACGAUUGGAAUAAGAGAAAUGAAUAUGCAUUGCAAUCCGUUUCUUAUAUUAAAAGAAACGAGAUCGACUUGUAUUUUGGUGGCACGCCAUCCUCCAUAAAUUAUACUGGCGAACAAUGGGAUUUCCCGAACGCAUGGCCACCAUUGCAAUCUUUCCUGAUUCUGGGUCUCUAUCAAACUAAAGUAAAAGAAGCGGUCGACUGGGCCAAGAUACUGGCCGACAGGUGGCUCAAAUCAAAUUACCUGGGUUACGACGAAUAUGGCAAGAUGUUCGAAAAGUAUAACGCCAUGCAUCCAGGCGAGGGUGGUGGUGGCGGCGAAUAUAACGUACAGGACGGUUUCGGAUGGACGAACGGCGUUGUCUUCGAGUUGCUCCGUCUCUUUCCGAACGCGAAACCUGUGGAUAACAUCAAAAACGACAGCAACGAUAUUGAUAGAUAAUAUACA
Atta colombica is the source of this 1955-nucleotide messenger RNA. RefSeq names its product trehalase-like. Gene Ontology annotation, molecular function: alpha,alpha-trehalase activity. The coding region runs from base 213 to 1949 and encodes 578 amino acids. The record is from RefSeq and is a predicted model, not a curated record. The transcript has 9 exons. Gene Ontology annotation, biological process: trehalose catabolic process. NCBI's taxonomy places the organism in Eukaryota, Metazoa, Arthropoda, Insecta, Hymenoptera, Formicidae.